Knipowitschia caucasica is the source of this 303-nucleotide messenger RNA. Lineage: Eukaryota; Metazoa; Chordata; Actinopteri; Gobiiformes; Gobiidae. The record is from the annotation of a GenBank genome assembly.
AUGUGGAGCACAGGGUCAGUCAAAUGUGGAGCACAGGGUCAGGACUCCAAUGUGGAGCACAGGUCCGCUGUCUCCGGGGACCACCACGGGCUCCACCACCCCCGGGAGAGGCCGGCCAUGGCAGCCCGUGUGUCCUUCACUCAGCUGCGGGUAGAGGCGGAGCUGGAGCGGCUCCGGGCCGAGUGUCAGUGGGACCGGAUCCCCGCGGCCGUGGAACACAUGCACGCGGCGAGGAUCCAUGAGGACGCUCGUGUCCCCCCUCCCUCCCCCUGCCUCCCCCUCUCCCCCCUCUCCCCCCUCUGA